AUGAGCCGGAGCUGGGAGGCGGCGCGGAGCUUCGUGGAGCGGCUGGAGGCGCGGGGCGGCGGGGCGGGCGCGGGUCUCGCCGGCGAGUUCAGCGACAUCCGGGCCCGCCAGAUCUCCUGGAAGGCUGACAAUGUGUACCCCGCCAACGCCGGCUGCCAGCCGGAAAAUGUGAAGAAGAACCGCUAUAAAGAUGUGGUGCCUUAUGAUCAGACCCGGGUGAUCCUCUCCCUGCUCCGGGAGGAGGGACACAGUGACUACAUCAAUGGCAACUUCAUACGGGGUACAGAUGGCAGCCAGGCCUACAUUGCCACACAGGGACCCCUGCCCAACACCUUGCUGGACUUCUGGCGUCUGGUCUGGGAAUUUGGGGUCAAGGUGAUCCUGAUGGCUUGUCGCGAGGUGGAGAACGGGCAGAAAAAGUGUGAGCGUUACUGGGCCCAAGAGCAAAAACCCCUACAGAUCGGGCUCUUCUACAUCACCCUGAAAAAGGAGAAGUGGGUGAAUGCGGACAUUAUUCUCAGGACUCUCCAAGUCACCUUCCAGAAGGAAUCCCGACGUGUGUAUCAGCUGCAGUAUAUGUCCUGGCCAGACAGAGGGGUGCCCAGCCACCCUGAGCAUGUGCUCACCAUGGUGGAGGAGGCACAUCGCCUCCAAGGAUCUGGCCCCUGCCCUCCCCUCUGUGUCCACUGCAGCGCAGGCUGUGGUCGAACAGGUGUCCUGUGCACUGUGGAUUAUGUGAGGCAGCUGCUCCUGACCCAGACAAUCCCACCUAAUUUCAGCCUCUUUGAUGUGGUCCUCAACAUGCGGACACAGCGGCCCUCCUUCGUGCAGACAGAGGAGCAGUACAGGUUCCUGCACCACACAGUGUCUCAGAUGUUCCUCUCAGCGCUCCAAAAUGCCACCCCCCACAACCAGAACCUCAAGGAGAAUCGUGCUCCACUAUAUGAGGCCGGUUCCCCGCGGCCUCCUCCGGACCUUCUUGCCAACCCUCGCCCAAUCGGCGGGGUGCUCAGGUACUACCCACACGCGUACCCGAAGCAGCGCCCAGCGCCCCCAGCCGUCCCCCGCGCCUGCCCCCAGCCCGCCGGGCGCCAGUCUCGGGAACCCCGACGCCGGCGCCCCCCGCCCUCGCACCCCCCCCCAGCCCGCGGGGCGGAGGGAGGAAGCGGCGGGUGCUCCCCGCCCCCCGCCCCCGCCCCCGCCCCCGCCCGCGGCCUCACUUCCUCCCGCCCGCAGGAGCCUCCCAGCGCCCGCGCAGGCCCCCGCCAUGGACGACACCUACGCGUCGGUGCAGAAGCGCGGGGCCCCGGCGGCGGCGGCGCGGGCCGGGGGGAGGCGCUCUACAGCCAGGUCACCCCGCGCGCGCUGCGAGCGCCGGCGCGCGCGGGGGACGAGUCGGGGGCGCCGCCCAGCCGCGUUCCCGCGGAGCGAACCCCGGCUGCAGCGAGUGCCUACGAGGAUGUGGCGAACGGGGCGCCCAGCGGCGGGCUCGGCUUCAAUCUGCGCAUUGGAAAACCGAAGGGCCCGCGGGACCCCCCCGCCGAGUGGAGCCGGGUGUGAGUGCCGGCCGGCCAUGUGUUCACCCGGGAGGCCUGCCUUGGAGCUGACGGCCAUGUGCUACUGUGAACUGUUGGGACUGGGACCACCACGCCUGCAUCAAAAUAAAAGAUUUGCAGGGUGGGAAAUGUGGGAAUUCUACCCCCGUGAUUAUAGCAUUCAGGGCUUGAGGCUCGGGGAGGGCGCGAAGGCUGCUGAGGCUGCACCGCUGCAGAGGCGAGAAUGACCAUCAGGAAGGAGACCAGUCCCAAGGGACUGAGUGACACCCUUAGUUGUGAAGGGGAGGCCAGACAGGAGGACUGCUGGACAGUGUGAUCCCCUCCCCCAACACACAUAAUGGACUAGUUCAUUUUGUUUUCUGAGCUUCACUGACUGAAACACUUAGUACACAACGCAGCAAGAUGGAUGCAUCUGGAUAAAAACUGAUUUCCCCCCACCCCCCAAACCCCCAUUCAGACAGACCCAAGGCAGGCGUGACAGCUAAGCAGACUGAUUUCUGACAGGUAGUAAGAUCCCCAGAUGGGCAGACAGACCCCUGUCUGGACAGGCAGAUAGCCAUAACCUGUAGAUGGCCAGACCGUCAGUGGGACAGUCCACAAAGAUAGGCUGAACAGCAGCCUGAUACGUCAUCUUCAACAAGAGACCAUCAAAAAGAUCAGCACCCUUCCCCAACUGGGCAGCCAGACAGCUACCAGCCAGAUGAACCCCUAGCUGGAGAAAUUUCAGACAGAUAAAAACACCCAACUGAAUGGAGACACAUAUUCUCUUAGACCCACCGCCAAAUGCAUACAGACUGACCUUUUAGUCAGACUCCCGACUAGACAGCUGGACUCCCAGAACCUUAACUGUACAUACUCCCCAACCAGCCAGCCAGGCUCCCAGAGAGGCAGAUAGGUAGACCUCCAGGCAGUCAACUGGCCAGACAGGCAAAUAACCAUCAUAAACCAGACAGAUACCCCCCUAUCCAGACCAUCUCCCAAUUGGGUGUCCAUGGCAGAUCAGCAGAUGCUUGAGACAGACCUCAGUGGAUGAACCAGUCAGAUAGUGAGAUAGCUGGACCUUAAGCCAACUGGCUAGCUAGAUCCCGAGCUGGGUACACAGCUCCCACACCACAUGAACCCCAUCUGAACAGGUGAAUAAACAAGUCAGACCCUAUUUAGACACAUCUCCAACCAGACUGGCCCCUUGCUGUUCACACAGUGCCCUGGCAAGGCAGACCCCCAGCCCUUGAGCUAGACAGUAGAUGCACAAAGCUUGGCAGACAAGUCAGCAGCCAAUGAGACAGACCUCCAUCCUCAGACAGAUGGGCCUCUAGCCAGACAGACAGAUGAACCUCCAAAUAGACUCAGCUGAGAAAAUGAACUCUAGAUAGACUGACUCCACGUUUGAUAAGACCCUCACAGAGGCCCUGGCUGCACAGGCAUGCAGACCCCCAGACAGAGGGACUACAUAGUCAGAAAAUAGUUUCCCUAUCCAAUAGCGCUUCAAACUGGACUGCACCCCAGGUGGUCAAAAAAAUUGAGUAAAUUUACACUCCUGAUCCCACUCUGUGUUCCCUCCCAAUGUGGUCUUCCCAGUGAUGUUUAUCUGACAAUGUCAGGUUCAUCCAGGCAGACUCCCCCCAACGCAGUGCCCUCUCUAGGCUGUUGGAAAACUGUUUGUGUGGUGAACAUGGACCACCAAGGCUUCCACCUCUCCUUGCCCAGCCAUGUCCACGUCUCCCAGUAUAAUUACUGUGAAAAUUCAGUGGAAGAGAGUAUGAAGAUGGUUCAGGACCUACCCUGUGCACAAUAAAUGUUAGCCCAUAAUCAGCUCUGAAUUCAACAGAGGUCCCAAGACAAAUCAUUUGCCCCGUGAGUGUUGGUAAAGGAUGAUGCGGCUUGCCUUCCAGGACGUCAUCUGUCCAGCGCUGUAAGGUGCACAAGAAGCCUCUCCAGCAGCAAGCGAUCAAGAAUGGCACAGAAACUCGGGCACUCCCCAGCUUAACUGGGAACAGGAAGCCAGCACCAUCUCAAACUCUGAGAUGAAAAGCUGGAGCCCACCUUGAUGGAAAGAGGCAGGAGGGUUGUAGAGGGCGAUCACUUACUGUGUUAAUCAAGUUCAAAGCCAGAAACAUUAAGUUCAUUUGACUCCAGAGACCAAAGGAGAGAAGUGUGGGGUGAUGGAGGAAGAGAGGGCCCCUUCCUGAGCAGGGAGGGCAAAGCCCGCGAGUGAGCACUGAUCUGAGGUCUGCCUGGGCUGCUACCCACUUAGCCCAGUUUCCUACUAGAAGCCAUGACUGUGGGAGGGCAGUGGACAGACAGGUGAGAUAUUUGAGGGAGUAGGUUUGGGACUAAGCCUUUUGCAAUCCUUAGCUUCGCCUUCCAGAUAAAAUAAGGAGCAGGGCUGGAACGGAAGAGAGCAGUCCUGGUGACAGCUGAAGGGGAGGUGCCAGCAAAAGGGAUCAUGGGCUGGUGAGGUGGAGAAUGUGGGUGCAUACCGUGUUGGCUUUUUGUAUAUUUAAUUCAUUUGAUCUGUAGAAUGAUAUAUGUAGGUAGACCCUGUCAUUGCAUUCGUUUUACAGAUGAAAGGGAGCCUCUGAAAAGUCUGCUGUUAAUUUGAGAUUUAAAGCCAGAACUAGGUCUCACUGCUCAGUGGUGAAGAAAUACAUGGCUUCGCAUGAAAGAGGCUCUAAGUUAGGAAAUGAAGAGAAAGCUGGCUUCCCCUGGUGCAUAUGUACACAUGGACUGAGGUGUUAGCCAUCAGAGCAACCCCACAAUGGAGGUGACCUUGCUAUCCCCACUUUACACUCAUAAACACAGUGUCCGCAAGCAUCAGCUAAUGUUUCUUUAAACUAAGUAGACCUGGGGCCUCGCUGGUGGCGCAGUGGUUAAAGACAGAGCUAUCAAGCUGUCACCAGCCACUGAGCAUGAGUUCGAUCCCCUGCCGCCCAGGAGCAACCCACAUAAUGCAGCAGACCUAUCUCGCCCACUUCUCCCCUCAGCAGUGUAUUUCGGUCUAUCUGCCUGUUCUGCUCCCCACUCUGUCUCUGGUGAAUCCUCUCAUCAACCCCACCUUGUGCCUCUGGUCUGCACCCCAGUUCUUGUAUGCAUAAAUAAAUAGAUUUUUUUUUUUAAAAAAAAAACUAUACCUGUGUGUGGAGUAGUAGUUAACUUGGACUCAGUCACUUACUAGUUGUGCAGAACUGGGCAAGAGACGAGGAAUGACAGAGUGAGUCUUCUGGGCAAGGUUCUUAACUUCUCUCUGGUCCAAUUUUCUCAUCUAUAAAAUAAGGCAAUGAAGUUACCUUUAUCAUAGGAUUCUGCACAAGAGUGAAUCUAGAUUUUCAUCACAUACAUGGAAAGUAAGAAAUCUCAGUUUUCAGGGGUCACCCCCCAGAAUAAAACAAUAUGCUUGGAAUGAUAAUAUAAAAAACUACCUAAGACAUAAAUAAGUGAAAAUAAAAUUGAUUACACAUUUUCCUACUGAAAGCCUAGGAUUCUAUCCAGUCUAGUGUUUUAAAUCAGUGGGCAGAAAAUGGUUUAUUUAACAUAGGUUAUUGAGGUAAUUAAGUAGUCGUUUAGGGGGGAAAAGAUUUGAAGUACACAUACCUUUUAUAGCAGGAUAAAUGCGACAGAUUUAGAUGUAAUGUGUUAAACCGUAGACAGAAAAAAUUAUGGGAAAGUCUCUUUAUAAUCUUGGACAGCACAGCCCUUGCUACUAUGGAAUAACAAAUCAGAAGCCCAAGAGAAAUACAGGGAAAUUUUAAUGCACAGAAUAUCUCACUCUCACAAAAAUCGUUAUAGGCAUAGUCAGAAAAUUAAUGACAAACUUGAAAAACACAACUGAGAUGCAACAAAACAUUAAUUUUCUGAGAUGUAAAAAGUUCUUAUUAGUCAAAAAGGAAAGGCCAAAAACUGUAAAAAUAUGCAAAGAAGUCCUACCUUAUACAUAAAAAGAUAAAAAAGUUAGGAUUACAUUGAGAUAUCAUUUUCACUUAGAAUAGCAAAAAUCAAAAGUAACACAAUAUGUUGACUAAGAUGUGAGGAAACAUUUUCUCAUAUAUGGCUAGUGGGCAUAUAUAUUCAUACAACCUAUGUGAAAAGCAUUUUAUCAUAUCUAUUAAAAUUUAAAAUGCACAUACUCUGUCAGAAAUUUCAUUUCUAGGCAUUUCUCUUGCAUGGAAACUCCCAAAUGACUAUUACACUGGGUUAUUCGCUGUAGCACUGUCUGAAGUAGCAGAAGACUGGAAACACUUCACAUGUUCGUGGUGGGGGUAAAUAAAUUCUGUGAUGGAAUAUUAUGCAGCGGUUAAAAAGGGCAGCAGUGGGCCUCCCUGGAGGCACAAGGGGUUUAGACACAACCUAUGGGGCUGUCCGAGGCCUCUGCAGUGAGGGUUUGAUCCCCAGCCAGGCAGCUACCCACACGGUGCAACAGACCGCUCCUGACUCGCCCACUGCUCCCCUGAGCAGUGUAUUUCAUCAGUCUGCCUGUUCUGUUCCCCACUCUGUCUCUGGUGAAUCCCCUCAACCCCCACACCUCUGACCUACCCCGGCUCUUGUAUGCAUAAAUAAUCUUUAAAAAAAAAAAAAGGGCAGGGGAAGAAGGAAUGAAGACACCUAUGCCCUGGUGUGGCCAAAUCUCCAGAUUGAAGAAUGAAAAACAUAAAUAGUGGUUAUGUUAAAAAUAAUUUGUGUGAACAUAUAUAAAUGUGUUUUUCCUUGGGUUUGCCUAAAGCAUCUUUGAAAAAAGCACAAGAAAAUUGAGAGCGCACAAAAGGCCUGGGGGCCCUGUCCCCUAGACCCCAAGCUGUGCUUGGCCAGCACAGCAUUUAUCUUGCUGUCCCUGCCACCCUCCUCUCCCCAGCAUUUGUGCUGACGUGCCAUUCUCCAGUUCCUCCUGUGCCUCGUGCUGGCAGCUCCCGGUGUCAGCACUGUCCUACCCUACUCUUGAGUGAAGUCUGCCUUCCUGCUGCCUCCCCCUGGCUACAUCCUUCAUCCACCAGAAGAGAUUUGGGAUGAACUAUCUCCCCUUCCUCCAGGAGUGAGAGGGUGAUAUAAGAACAGCCACUGCCCUCAGGGUAUAUUUUCCGUCAGCUCACAGAGCUUUCUUUGGAAGAUUGAACUUCAGUGACCACAAUGAGAGCUGUCCUGACCACAGCCUUGACCAGCUGCCCGCCUUCUCGCCCCUGACUGUACUUCACUGUCCUCCCAACCGCCCAAACAGCCGUUUGCCGGGAAC
Messenger RNA from Talpa occidentalis (Iberian mole), 6777 nucleotides. It is a transcript of the gene PTPN18, whose product is annotated as protein tyrosine phosphatase non-receptor type 18. The record is from RefSeq and is a predicted model, not a curated record. The transcript has 15 exons. Gene Ontology annotation, biological process: peptidyl-tyrosine dephosphorylation. Gene Ontology annotation, molecular function: non-membrane spanning protein tyrosine phosphatase activity. NCBI's taxonomy places the organism in Eukaryota, Metazoa, Chordata, Mammalia, Eulipotyphla, Talpidae. Gene Ontology annotation, cellular component: nucleus; cytoplasm. Bases 1 to 1560 code for a protein of 519 amino acids.